Oppiella nova is the source of this 1698-nucleotide messenger RNA. Lineage: Eukaryota; Metazoa; Arthropoda; Arachnida; Sarcoptiformes; Oppiidae. The record is from the annotation of a GenBank genome assembly.
AUGUCUUCAAUACUAAACAUAUUUAAUAUUUGCGACAAAAUACCGGAAACUACUAAAAGGUCCAUAAAAUUGUUUCAUGUAUUGAACGGAUGGGACGGACCUAACAUACUAUUCGUGACAAACGAGGACCGGGUGUACGGUAUGGGCGCUAAUAAGAGCGGAUCACUGGGUUUGGGUCAUAACAACACAAUUGAGUCACCGGAACAGAUCCCUGGGCUGAAUGACCAGAAUAUUCGUGAGUUCAUGAUUGGCAGCAAUUUUGUGAUCGCUUUAACCUCCGAAUCCAAAGUCUACGGAUGGGGUUGUAAUGGGAGCGGACAGUUAGGUCGUGAUCGCAGCCCUCAGUUCAUAUACCUUAAGCCGGGGCUCAUAGACUACUUCGCAGGCAAAGGUGUCACACAAAUUAGUUGCGGUUAUCUACACUCCCUGGCCCUUACCACCGAUGGCCGUGUCUACGGAUGGGGUGACAACACGAACGCACAGUUAGGUUUUGACAACAAAACCACAGACCACUCGACCCCAACCCCCGUUGAGAUCAAUCUACACAAAGACCUGAUAGUAAAACAAGUCUACUGUUUCGCCAAUUCAUCGUUUGCAGUGACAGUGGACGGGGAGGUGUAUAGUUGGGGCUAUAAUUAUGAGGGCGAGUGCGGGCACGACAUCUCCGAGCUUAUAGUUAAUCCCAGGCUCAUCAAUAGCCUGGUCAACGUGAGGGCUGUUAGUAUGUCACAGAAUCGGACCUACUUUAUCACCGAUGAGGGACUGGUAUACUUUUGCGGUCAGUAUAACAGUAACACCCGUUGUUAUGAGUAUUCCAAGCAAAUGGAGCCUAAACUCUUAGAAACGGACCUCCGAUUUACGGACAUACAUAUGGAUCUCUCUAACGGAGAUCAGGUGUCAUUCACGUCAGCCCUAACUGGCCAGGGAUUGUAUAAGAUUAUGGAAACCAAUGAGAUAUUUGAGACAUUUUACGAUAAUAUGUUUGAUUUCUAUGCAAACGUAUAUCAGUUGACGUAUAAAACGGUUGAUUUGAAUGAUUACAGGGAUUGGGUCCCAAAGGAGAGACCUGAAUAUGCUUUGAAAUCUAAACAAAAUUUUUGCUUAAAUUUCCCCAAAAUUGAUAAAUCAAUUGAAGGCUAUUAUGAUAAUUGUUUUGAUGUGUUGGAGGAGUUGAGUGGAUCGGGAGGUUUCAGUAAAGUGUUUAAAGUCCGACAUAACCUUCGGUCGGCACAUGUAGUCCAGUACUUCAACUCAUGGACAGACAGAAAAUAUCUAUACCUUCAGACGGAAUACUGCGCUAAAACUCUACAGAAUAUACUCGAGGAAAAGGGACAGGUAUUCAGUCGUGAUGUAGGCGUUGCCAUGAAUGUAGUCGAGUACUACAUGUCGUGUCAAAUAUUCUCUGAACUCUUAGAGUGUGUUAAAUAUUUGCAUGAAUUGUCUGAACCGGUAGUUCACGGGUCACUCAAACCACAGAAUAUUCUGAUUGAUGUAAACGCCAACUAUGGGUCAUAUUUGAAGUUAUGUGACACUGGGUUGACAGGAAUUCACGAUAUGGUAUGCCAUAAGGAACUGGAUGAAAGUACCAGAAAGUAUUUGGCACCGGAAGUCAUUGCAGGCAAACUGUAUGACCACAAGUCAGACAUUUAUAGGCAGCAGUUGUUUGAAAUUGAUUUCGAAAAAGAUGUGCAACCGGAU